Messenger RNA from Camelina sativa (false flax), 1632 nucleotides. RefSeq names its product DNA mismatch repair protein PMS1-like. Gene Ontology annotation, cellular component: MutLalpha complex. Gene Ontology annotation, biological process: mismatch repair. Gene Ontology annotation, molecular function: ATP-dependent DNA damage sensor activity; mismatched DNA binding; ATP binding. Lineage: Eukaryota; Viridiplantae; Streptophyta; Magnoliopsida; Brassicales; Brassicaceae. The record is from RefSeq and is a predicted model, not a curated record.
CUUGACAAGACAACGAGCAAAGAUUUGCCUCACUCUAAUGUCAGUGAGAAAGUUACUGAUGCAAGUAAACACUUAAGCAGUCGCUCUAGCUUUGCCCAGUCAACUUUGAAUACUUUUGUUACUGUGGGGAAAAGAAAACAUGAGAACAUAAGCACCAUGCUCUCUGAAGCACCUGUACUCAGAAACCAACCUUCUAGUUGUCGUGUGGAGAAAAGCAGAUUUGAAGUUCGUGCGUUAGCUGCAAGAUGUCUGAUGGAAGGUGAUCACGUUGAUGGUAUGGUCCCCUCAAAGGAAGAUAAGAUGCCAAACCAAAUAGAUUCUGAAUCUGAAAAUCGGACGUCUCCUGGAAUCGAUACUGAUAAAGUUGAAAGACAUGAAAGAGAACAUGAAAAAUCAUUAUGUUUUGAAGAACCAACAUCAGAUAAAACACUCCCCAAGGGGGAUAUGGAAAGGAUUUUGGAGGAAAAUCCACGUUGCAGUCAGCCACUGCGAUCUGUUGCAACAGUACUGGACUCCCCAGCUCAGUCAACCGGUCCAAAAAUGUUUUCCACAUUAGAAUUUAGUUUUCAUAACCUCAGGAAGAGGAGGUUAGAAAGGCUGUCGAGAUUACAGUCCACAGGUUAUGUAUCUAAAUGCAUGAACACGCCUCAGCCUAAAAAGUGUUUUGCCGCUGCAACAUUAGAGUUAUCUCAACCGGAUGAUGAAGAGCGAAAAGCAAGGGCUUUAGCUGCAGCCACUUCUGAGCUGGAAAGGCUAUUUCGAAAAGAAGAUUUCAGGAGAAUGCAGGUACUCGGGCAAUUCAAUCUUGGGUUCAUCAUUGCGAAAUUGGAGCGAGAUCUGUUCAUCGUGGAUCAGCAUGCAGCUGAUGAGAAAUUCAACUUCGAACAUUUAGCAAGGUCAACUGUCCUGAACCAGCAACCCUUACUCCAGCCUUUGAACUUGGAGCUCUCUCCAGAGGAAGAAGUUACAGUUUUAAUGCACAUGGAUAUCAUCAGGGAAAAUGGCUUUCUUCUAGAGGAGAAUCCGGGUGCUCCUCCCGGAAAACACUUUAGACUAAGGGUCGUCCCUUAUAGCAAGAAUAUCACCUUUGGAGUCGAAGAUCUUAAAGAUCUAAUUUCAACUCUGGGAGAUAACCACGGGGAAUGUUCGGUUGUCAGUAGCUACAAAACCAACAAAACAGAUUCGAUUUGUCCAUCACGAGUCCGUGCAAUGCUAGCAUCCCGAGCAUGCAGAUCGUCUGUGAUGAUCGGAGAUCCACUUAGAAAAAAUGAAAUGCAGAAGAUAGUAGAACACUUGGCAGAUCUGGAAUCUCCUUGGAACUGCCCACACGGACGACCAACAAUGCGGCAUCUUGUCGACUUGACAACUUUACUCAAAUUACCUGAUGACGGCAGCAAUGAUGAUGAUGUUGCAGCCAUGUCGCUGACAUGAACUGAUUAGUCAUUUAGCCUUAACGUAUUUAGAUUGCGAGCAUCCUUAAAAGUAACAUUUUGGAGGAGGAGGAUCACUCAUGUUAUUAAACUACAAAAUCUGUAAAUGUUAAAUGUUGCCCUAGUCUUUAUUAUGAUCUUCUUGGCCACAACAGGUAAAUCAACUGUCUUGUAGACAAGGAAAUAUUGGGGAUUCUCUUGA